AUGUUAAAAACUUUUGUUGCGGAUGGUGAUUUAGCAGGAUCCGUAACCGUAAAACAAUAUGAAGGACGUUAUUUUCCACCAGAUAUGCCAGAUAUACCUUCACAUUUGAAACGUUUACAGUCAUUUGAUGCCGAUGGCAGUGAUGUCAUUAUUUGUGCAUAUCCAAAAUCAGGAUUCCAUUGGAUAUGGGAUGUAGUGACAAUGCUCAUCAAUAACACAUCAAGUAUUUCGAAAGAACUACCAGGCAAAUAUAGUUUAGAACUUGGGCUUAGAAAAGUUGAACAGUCACCACCCAGAGUUCUAGGGAGCCAUUUGUAUUAUGAAGAACUUCCACAGUCAAUCAGACAAAGGAAAUGCAAAAUAAUAAAUGUUAUAAGAGACCCAAGAGCGGUAGCAGUUUCAAGUUAUCAUUUCUUCACUAAAAUAAAAAGAAGUAAAUGGAACGGUACCUGGGCAGGUUAUUUAAAUUUAUUUUUAAAUGGUAAAGUUUUGUUCAACGACUGGUUUACAUACACACAGUUAUGGGAGGGGGUCAGACAAAACAAUCCUAGUAAUCCUAUGCACGUUCUGUUUUAUGAAGACAUAGUACAGAAUCCAUGCAAGGAAUUUAAAAGACUCGCUCAAUUUCUUCAGCUAGAUGUUAAAGACUCUUUGAUAAUGACCAUUGCAGAACAAACAAAGUUUUCGAAUUUGCAAACUUUUAAAGAGGCGGCUAUUAGACACCACCCGCUUGCAGGAGGCAUGUUUACGGGCAAUAAAUAUCCUCUUUACAGGAAAGGAUACUUAUACAAAAUAAAUAAAAGGGAAUAAUAUCAUACCAGAUGAGGUCUUCCAUAUGGUGGACGAAACAGUAAUUAAAAGAACUGAAAUGAAGAAAAGGCUAUAUAUGAACAUUUGUUGACGAUACUUUGAAAAUUGUUGAUGAAAUGAUAAUAAAUCAUGAUUAUCCUCCCAGAGCACAUAGAAUCAUCCAUAUUGUUGGUUAGGUUCGUGUGGUUGAGUCUUCAGUUUUCUAUGUUUUGGUUUGUGUUCUGUUGUUUGUCUGUUUGCUUUUUUCGUUUUUACCCGCCAUGGCGUUGU
Mytilus trossulus (common blue mussel) is the source of this 1080-nucleotide messenger RNA. RefSeq names its product sulfotransferase 1B1-like. Bases 1 to 810 code for a protein of 269 amino acids. The record is from RefSeq and is a predicted model, not a curated record. Gene Ontology annotation, biological process: sulfation. The transcript has 5 exons. Gene Ontology annotation, molecular function: sulfotransferase activity. Gene Ontology annotation, cellular component: cytoplasm. Lineage: Eukaryota; Metazoa; Mollusca; Bivalvia; Mytilida; Mytilidae.